AUGUCAUCUGUGAGUUGUCAGCACUGGAUAUUUUUUAUCAGCUGUAGAUGUAUUGACAACUACUAUAAUCAUGUCAACACCAUCACAUUAAAAUUAAAAAAUAGACAAGAAGUGAACUUUCCAUAGUAACUAAAAGGAAAUUAUAACAUUUUUGGAAAUGAUAUUGAAAAUUAUAGUAUUUUACUCAUUAAUAAGUUGUGUGGUAUCAGUGUCUCGUCAUCCAAUAUUAAUAAUCGUAUCUUAUGAUGCGUUUAGAUACAAUUUCUUUGAUACAAAAUUGGUUCCUAAUAUGGAUAGGCUCAAGAAAGUCGGGACUUAUUCGGACUAUUUAAUAAAUGUUUUUCCUACGAAAACUUUUCCAAAUCAUCAUUCUAUUGCAACUGGUUUAUACACGGAAUCUCAUGGAAUUGUAGGUAAUACCUACCUUGAUUUAAAUACACGAACUGUUCAGAAAAUUGGAACCGAGAUGUAUAGUUAUAAUAAAGACGUUGUGCCAAUAUGGAGAUGGAAUGAAGACCAAGGGAAUGGUAGGUAUUCCGCUUCAAUGAUGUGGCCUGGAGCAAUUUUUCCAUAUCAAGGAAAAAAUAUUACUUAUAGAGAAAAGUUCAAUCCAAAAUUUGAUUGGUUUCAAAGAGUUGACAAGGUAAUAUCAUGGUUGUUAGAUCCUUUAAAGCCAGCAAAUCUGGUUAUGUUAUACAUAGAAGAACCAGAUACUCAUGGUCAUGUAUACGGUCCUAAUUCACCACAAGUUAAAGAUUUAUUAGUUAAAUUGGAUAAUAUUACUGCUUAUUUAGAGGAACAAUUGAUCAAACAUAAAUUAGCAGAAAAAACAAAUGUAAUUCACUUAAGUGAUCAUGGUUUAAUCGGUGUGACACCUCCUUAUUUCAUCAACACUACUCAGUAUUUGAAGAAUGGAACAUAUGAUGUGGCUGGAGCAAGUCCCUGUCUUCAGAUUUAUCCUAAAGAUGGAUAUGAACAAGAAAUUUAUGAAGCAUUAAAAGCAGGUUCAUUGAUAAAUGGACAUUUCAAAGUUUACCAAAAGAAGAAUUAUCCAAAACAAUGGCAUUAUAAGAAGUGUUCCAGAGCACCACCUGUUCUCAUUAUGGCAGAUGUGGGGUAUGCCUUGGAUGAUUUGAUAGUUGCAGCACCAAAGUAUGCUAAAGCAUAUAACUUUACAUUAACCAAUAGUUCAGAGUUUGGUGUUCAUGGUUACAGUUACAAUGUUAGUGAUAUGCAUCCUUAUUUCAUGGCUCGUGGACCAAAAAUCAAAAGUCAACACAAAGUGGCUCCGUUCCACACUGUAGAUCUUUUUAAUCUUUUUACUGAAAUAUUAGAAUUGCCUCAAUUACCCAAUAACGGUUCUAUGGGUAACAUUAUUGAUAUUUUAAGUGACAAGCCGGGAAGGUAUAGCAUCGGAUCAAUUCUUAUGGUUACUGUGGGAGGAGUGUUGGUCGCCUUACUUUUCAUUAGCGUAGCUGCUGCUAUAGCACUUCUAAUUAUCAAACGUCAACAAACUAUCACAACAGCUGCAGCUCUCAACAAACGUUUCCCUCAAACUUUCCACCCCAACAUCAUAGAAGCACAACAUCUUCUAGAACCGGAGGAUGCUUAACUUUAAGGAAUUUUUUAUUCUGAAUGAGGAUAAUAUCUUGUCAUCACAUCACUUAUUUGUGAAAAGUAACCUAAUUGGAUGUCUUGUUUGUUAAAAAAAUAAGAUAAAUCUUAGAUCCUUUUGAAUAGAAAUAACAUUUCAAACAUAUCGGUUUCUAUGUCCAGCAUAUCAAAAUUGGAUUGGAGUUUAUAAUUCUAUUACAUUUCUUGUUAUACAUGUUAAAGUUAAGACCCGUUUUCAGUUAAUUUUAGUUUUGAUUAGGUAAAACUAGUUCUCACAAAGUAGGCAAGUCCAAAGAGUAUAGUAGGUAAAGAAGAGUACACUUCCCUGUGGAACUCCAGAUUUUAUGGGAUGAAACUUCGAGUGUUCAUGUUGGCAUUCAACAAGGAAUUAAUUAAAUAGGAUUUAAGGUUGAGGAAAAGGUUAAUUCUCAAUCUUAUAUAACAGUUCAGUAAAUUCGACUUUGUCAAGAGCCUGGCUCACAUCCCAGAAAACAGUAGAGCAGUACUUUCUAUCUUCUAGACAUUGCAUUAUUUUGUUAGUGACCCAUUGUACCUGUUCAAUAGUGGCAAUGCUCCUCUUGAAAACGAAAUUGAUUUCCUGAGAUGAUUGUUUAUAGUUAAGUUUUUAAUAGCUUUUCUAGUAUUUUGGAUAAGAUAAGGUGUAAGCUAAUAGACCAAUAAAAAGUUACAUAUUCGGUUGGUUUACCAGGUUUGGGGAUUAAGAUGAUCUGGACCACUUUCCAUUGGAUUGGAAAAUGUCCCAACCUCAAAAUUGUGGUAUAAAUACCUGUUAUCAACUUUAAAGCACACUGGGGCAGUUCGAGGAGGACUUUAGUAUUCAUCAAGUCAUACCGUGGUGAUUUCUUCAUAUUGAGAUCUUUGAUUUCUCUCAGAUAUUUUUGUUAGUAGUAGUUCUAAUUGAUACGAUUGAUUGUUUUAAUUCUUCUUCAUGACUAUAUUGAAGUAUUUGGUUGUAAGAACUUUUCCAAGUGGUUAUCAAGAACAUUCGUUUUUGUCGUCUCUUAUCUAGUGGCUUUCUAAAGAGCCGAUGGGGUGGUUUAUUGAUUGCGGGCGCUCGACCUUUUUCACUGCUUUCCAAAGCGAAUAUUCUGUUUUUUCGGUUUUAAAACAAUAAAUUUUUUUACUGGAAAAACUGUUUUCCAUUAGUAGAAUUCCCCAAUUGAAGUUAGUUUCAACUGAAAAUUCUUUUAAAUGAAAAAAAGCUAGUAAAUUAUAGUAUUUCUUAGUGAAAAAUGAGGAAAAACUAGUUUUUACUCGUGAAAACAAGUUUCAACGAAAUGACUGUGUGAAAACUAAUAUUCUCUUGACCGGAAAUAGAAUAAACUGAAAACGGAUUUUAACUGUUACAUAUAUAAUUCAAUACCUGACAAAAACUACAGCCUGAUAGUUUGAAGUGUAAUUAUUUCUCCUAUUUGAAAUUCUUUUAUUUUUCAAGUAGUUAUUUCUUUAGAUUUAGGGUCGUGUUUACUAGAAUAUUUUGGUUGGAAAAAACCUAACCAUCGCAGGGCAGACGAAUGACUUUUUUUAGUUAUUGCUCAAUAUAUUAAUUACAAGGUUAAUGAGCUGAAGUCACUGUAUAAAAGUAAAAAAAUAGACUUAAAUAUACUAAAUACCAUAAUAUGGAAUAAAAUGAUUGUUUGAAGAAAUUAUUAAAAAAAAAUAUAUUAAAAAAAAAACAUAUUAAAGGUUUAAUAAAUAAGGAAUUAAAGAAAUUUAAAACUAAAUAUGCUAAAUUAUAAUAAAAUAUUUCCGAACUAAAACUACUCUAUAUAAAAUAUAUUAAAAUCUGCUAGCAAUAUCAUUUGAGAUUACGUCAGAUAAUAGGUUCUAACACUAGGUUCUCGGCCAAUCGAUUGGGGUAGAACUGAAGUCUCUCAUUAUACUUUUCACUUUCACUUAAUUGUUUCUCUUACCAAAAACACCUCUAGAUCCAUAGCAUUGAUGUUAAUGGGCAUAUGCCAUGGAGCAUUUGUUACCAUUUUUAGAACUUUAACUUAAAUCUCUCGAGAUAAUAUUUAUGUUUUAUAUUGACGCUGUACCCCACAGUUGGAUUCCAUAUGUUCAAAUAGGUUCAAGUAAUAUCUUGUAUACCAAUAACUUAUUCUCGAUAGAUAUUUGUAAUUUUCCAAUUAUCCAAUAUAGUUUAAUCCCAAGUCAAAUGUUGGAAAACAUCUUCAUCGAAAAAUAGCUCGAACACAACUCUACAGGAGACAUAUUAAGACAGAGGUUGAAAGUCGCCAACAGUCCAACAGUAAUUUUAUUCGACAGUAGUUGAAGCUCCAUCUAUUUAAGAAAACCCCGUUCGUUCGCUCUUGCGAUCAUCUUUUAUAUUGUUUACUCAUGAUCUUUUUGUUGACUAACAGAUUGAAGCUUGUAAAAAGGUUAUCAAAGAAAAAGUUGUAUGGAAAAUGUUUCUCCAUUGCUAUUUCUACAUUCAAACAAAUGGGGCUGUACAUGCACCACAUUUUAAAACCAAACCGUAUCGGUUUUCUACGGAUGCAUUGCUUACUAGGAUGAAGGUCAAAAUAUUUGAUAAUUGAUACAUCAUAGUUUGGGUUUUGCUGGGAGACAAAUUUUUUAAGAAACAUUUAAUUCAGCUAUUCAAAAGUGGCCAUAAUCCAAAUAACGACGUUUUUCGGGGAGGAUGUUAUACCUUCUAAAAACAAGAAUUCCAAUAAAGCAUUUUAGUUUAUCAACUGUGAUGUUUGGAUCAGCAUAGUUUUUAAAAAAUGUCUCUGUAUGCAAAUGUUGGCAAACAUCUUCAUUAAAAAAUAGGUCGAACAACUCUAUAGGUGACAUUUUAUAAUAUUGGUUGUAGUCAACAUACAAUGUGAGUGAACUGUUUAAUGUUUAGAAGAAAUUGAAUUUUCAAAUGUAUGACAAUUUAAAAAAAAAAUUAUCAACUAGGUGAUAACACGUCCUAAGCUUCUGAAGAAUAAAAGAUAAUUAAAUAGAUGAAAAAAAUAAUCUAAAUUUUAUACGUCUACAUAUUUAUUUUUAAUAUUGAUAAUUGACCUCUAGUAAGUGAUAGAAUGACAUUAUACUUAAAUUGUGUUUGUUGUGAUCUGACAUUUUCGUCCAGAAUAUUUAGAAUUUAAGAAUGAUAUGUCAAGAAUAAUAUAUUUAAAAAGAUUUCCGAAAUUCGUCCAUUUUUAAAUAUAUAUGGUGUAGGUAGAUCGCUUUGAGCUAGUAAAAACUCUAAAUUGCAAAUUUUUAGGUGAAACUUUUGUUUUUAAUCGUAAUUUUUAGAAGUAAUCGUGUAAGUAGUAGAACUGUGGUGGCUUCAAAUAUAUACCACGUAAUUUUAAACAUUUGAUGAAUAUUAAAAAAAUACAAUGCAGGAAAAUUCACUACAGAAUACAAUCACAAUUUAUCGAGUAGCAUAUUUAUAACAAAUCUUAUUUUUAUAUGAACUAAUUUAGAAUUUUACUUGAAGAAAACCUAGAAAAAUAUUUUCUUUCGACAUACCGAGACAAAUGCGGGACCUUAACCCUUUGAGUACUGAAUUAUUUGUCUGAAAGACUUUUAUGCAUAUAUAACUGAUUUAAUUGGUUGCUAUAUGAAUUAAUAAGUAAGAGUUGUAAAAUGUAAAUGAACAUAUAAAUGAAACAACAUAGAAAUAUUUAUAAAGAACAAGAACUAACUUAACACUUAACUUGGCAAGAGCUUAAUUUAUUGAUUGAAAAAUUUUUUUUGUUCAAAUUGUUCUUUUAGGUCUAAAUAAGAUAAUUUCAUAAUUUGAAGAAUUUGGGUUAAUUUUUGGAUGAGAUGUUUCUUGUAGGAUACAUUGCCAAAUAAACUGGUUUAAGGUUGAUGGUACAAGUAAUGAAACUCACAUAAAUUUAAGUAAUAAAACCUUUUAUUCAUACAUAAAUAUUACAAUUAAACCCAAAACAUUUUUUUCCUUAAGCUAAUUAAAAUUAAUAAAAAAUAAAAUAUAUUGGUUUUAUGAUUUGAGGUUGAUGUCUCCGGUGACGAGUUGCUCCAGACGGAUGUGAGGUGGUAGCUAGAUUAUCAGUGAGUGAUGCUGGCUCAUUCUGCUGUUCAAUUGUGCUUACAGAUGGACAAAGAUCUCUCAUUAGGAGAUCUGUAGAAUUCAUCUACCGAUACUGGUUCGUCAGCAGUCGACCCAUCCAUCAUUGAUUCAUCUUUUGACACCUCUGGAGCUUGUGAAGCAUCCUCUGCAUUAAAACGUACUUCAACGUUACAUCUAACAAUUUGCUCGCUGCCUAAAGUAAUACAUCUUCAUCCUCCAAAUUUUCUUCCUCAUCUUCGGGGUCCACCUUUGGCUUAGGAAGUAAUGAAGCUGCUCUUGAAGUAAAAUUUUUGCUUGAAAUAGAAAAAAACAUCAAAAUGAGGUUGAGAAGACAAAAAUGCUAACAAAUUCCUAAAUAAAACGAAAACCAAAAUAAUAAAACUAAAUAAAUUUUAAAUUGAUGUAAAAUGAAUUUGAAAUUUUUUUAAUUAUACUCGAUUGUUUGACAUUAAUAUGAUUUUUACAAAAUUAUUAAACGUGAAUUUACUAUAGUUAUUGAAGUAAAGACUUUUUUUCUCAUAAAAAUCAUCAACCGAAUUCGCAAUGUAUCCUACAGGAUUCGGAGGGUAAAACGUAAUUUUCUAGAUCAAUAUCAAUUGAAUUGAACUAGUUUAUGUUGAAAACAUAUGUUUACAUGUCAAUACAGGUGAAUCAUAAUUUUAAAAAGCCGAAUUCAGAUGAUAAAUAAUAGUAAAUUGACUUUAAACUUACCCAACAGGAGGCCGACGCCAUUUCCUUGGAUGUUGCUGAUUUCACUGUUCCAAUUUGCAAAUUAAACAUACAAGGCCUAAAGAGUCGAUGCGGUAGAUAAUGGAACUAAAAUAAACGCGCUAAAUUUAAACAAAAAAUCAUGUAUCCUGCAAAAUUAAGGGUUAAAGUCUAAUGAUUUUGUACCGUGUGGCAUUUUACAAAACAUGCCAUCUUGUAGGGCCUUACCUAUGAGUAAUGAAGGUAACAAAAAUAAUUAAAAAGUAUGCAAAAAUAGCGAAUUUACUAUUUUGGUUUGGUUUGCUCAGGUUUUUGAUACUGUUUUGACUCCGUCUAUGUUCAGUACAUGUUAUGGCGAUGAAAUUUAAAUUCGUCUGAAUGUCGCUCCGUCUGUUUUCAGCCUAAUUAUUGUCGAAUCUAUUAUUCAGAUAAUGAACUAAAUUUCUGAUCUUAAUCCUAUCAUUUUUAUAUAACUUUUCAUUGUCUGUAAAGUGAAGGAAUCUUGUGAUAUCAAAAACUUAUCCUGUAGCAUUGUGACUGCAAAAAUUGGAGUAUUUAUAAUAGUUCUUUUCGACCAAUAUGAACUCAAUUUAAAUUUUAUUUACUUUUAACGUUAGAAUAUAUAAUGUAAUAUAUUUUUUCAUUUUAUCCACAAUUACUGGAAACCACUUGAGGCUUCGUUUAUUUGACCUUUCUUAUUCGACUGGCAUAUCUAUUCGUUUCUUCUACUAUCAUCAUCAUCAAUUUCAGUAAGAAUUUGGUCUAGCACUUUCAAUGGUGGUGUCCAGCUAUUUCUUGAAAUUGUUUUCUUUUUCUCGUUUCAAAUCCAUUGUUCUUGCAAUUGUUCGAUAGAAGAUUCACUAUCGCUCGGCAAAAGCCCCGUGCACUUUCGAUGUACUGAAAUUACUUCACUAUCGUCAGUAUCACUUUCCAAUUUAUGGUCGUUUUCAUUAUUUUCAUUCUCCCAACUCACUGUUAUCAUAUAACUUUUAUUUCUACUUCACUAGAACUAUCAUUUUCGUUGUCAUAAAAUGAAUUUUUUAAUUCAUCUUAAACAGCGUAUCAAAAAAGAAACGGGAAUAAAAUAAUUAUAAUUGGAAUUAAUCUUAAUUGUAACUGAAAGAUGUUAAAAACAAACGACAGGCGAUUGUUUGCGGUCAACGCCAACUGACAAGGACACCGCAAAAAUCAACGCCUGCUUCUCAAAUUCAAAUAAUCAGUCAGACUCGUCCACUGUAACUUCGCCUAAGUAAACUAACUCAAAGGGUUAAAGUUCAUGCAUCUACUACUCGAAGACCAUUCAGUCCAACCAUAUUAAAACUCGUUUUAUUUCACCGUUUUAUUCAGAAUCAUCCCCUUAUGUCUUCUUUUCGGCUUUGGAGCUAUAUUAAAAUAAAUACGUGGUGGUUGGUCUAUCUAAGACAAUUCCCUCUGACAAUAACAAAUGUGUAGUUAAUCCAAAUAUUAUUCUUCGAUAUAUCUCAUGUUGAAUCAAUCUAGUCAUUAGUAGAUUAGCUCAAAUUUACAUUAGAUAAUUGGACGUACAUAAUAAAAUAUGUUUUAAAUAUUAACAAAAUGAACAAUUUUAAUAUUUGCACUAAUUUUCAAAUCAGAAAAUUCAGUUAUAAUGUAUACAAAUAGGGAGUUUUUCAAAGGGUACAUAUUACUUUUUGCUUAAACUGUAGAAGCCUGUAGGUUUUUUCUAAGGGUUGUGAAUUUUUUCCAUAAUUUUGUGAACAAACUGUGUAAAGCUCACACAUUGUUGCCAUUUAUGGGGCAGGAUUUAUUAAUUUAUGUGGUAAAAAUAUGUAAAUUGUUUUAUUUUUUAAAAUACUUUGAGGUUUUCUUUUUAUUAAACUUAUUAAACUCAUUAAACAAAAAGGAAUUGAGUUGAUUACUACAAAUAUUUUUCAAAAUUUCCUGAAUGCAUCAGAAAUUUAAAAACUGAACCAAAAGAAAUAGUAACAAGUGGAGCUUAAGCAUUCUCUUUUUAUUUUUAAUAAAAAGCUUUCCAAUGUUUGCACCACUUGUACCGGUAAGAAACCUUCCCCAAUCAGCAGUACACUUUGGCGAUAAGAUUUUUAUUUGACGGUAAAUGUUCAUGACAACAUGUUUCAUUUUUUGCAUCUCAGUAAAUUUAUGUUCUGAACAACAAAAAACUAUUGAUAAAUUUCAACAAAAUAACAGCUUAACUUUACUGAAGAGUGUAUUUUCCAAAUUCCAUUGGUUAGAGGUACAUUUACACUUUUUCCAUUCUAAUGAAUCCUGCUCUGACUAAAAGUGAUAUAAUAAACAAAUUCUAGUGAUUUUUUAAUGCCAAAUUGUUGAGAUAUGAAUACCUCUAAUAAAAAAAAAAAAAAAGAAUUUGUACAGUGGCAAUCGCACAAUUUGGGUGAUAUUAGUUUAGAUCAAAGAUGUUUGUUGGAUUAUCAAAUAUAAAUAGUUGAAAAUA
Messenger RNA from Diorhabda sublineata, 8831 nucleotides. Its product is annotated as bis(5'-adenosyl)-triphosphatase enpp4-like. The record is from RefSeq and is a predicted model, not a curated record. The transcript is spliced from 7 exons. Lineage: Eukaryota; Metazoa; Arthropoda; Insecta; Coleoptera; Chrysomelidae. The coding region runs from base 158 to 1612 and encodes 484 amino acids.